This is a messenger RNA of Coregonus clupeaformis (lake whitefish), 3061 nucleotides long. Its product is annotated as SRSF protein kinase 3. The record is from RefSeq and is a predicted model, not a curated record. The transcript has 15 exons. Gene Ontology annotation, molecular function: ATP binding; protein kinase activity. Gene Ontology annotation, biological process: spliceosomal complex assembly; protein phosphorylation; regulation of mRNA processing. The coding region runs from base 201 to 2075 and encodes 624 amino acids. Lineage: Eukaryota; Metazoa; Chordata; Actinopteri; Salmoniformes; Salmonidae.
CAUCACUAGAGCAAAUGUUGACGAGGAAGGAACGGUCCCUCAGUUUACUGGUGAAAUCGGAGGACUCCGGUUUUCAUUAUUAUAUGCCUUCUGCUUGUACCAACUUCAUCUCCAUUUUCUUCAAUCCUGCCCUUGCAUGACCUGUGCUGUCUAGGCUAGAAGGCGUCGGCUCCCUGUUCUAUUGUGUAUCCCUUGUCACAAUGUCCAAUGCACCUUCAUCUAGAUAUGCUGCUGCAUUAUCAGCCCUUUCCCUCAGUUUACCUGCUGUUAACCCCAACCCAAACCUUACCCUCAGUUCAUCCACUGCCCCUGACCCACCGCUUACCCCCAAACCACCCCUUACCCCCAAAUCCCUUACCACUAAACCACUAGUUGUCCCUACCCCCAAACCACCCCUUACCAUCAAACUACCCCCUGCUGCCAGCCCAGCCCCUUUAAAUUCAUAUCCCCCUUCACCUGAGAUUUUUGGAUCAGAUGACGAGGAACGGGAGAAUCCAUCUGAUUACUGCAUAGGUGGGUACUACCCGGUGGAAAUUGGAGAGAUAUUCAUUGACCGUUACCAGGUGGUGAAGAAGCUGGGAUGGGGCCACUUCUCUACUGUGUGGCUAGGCUGGGACAUGGAGAAGAGGCGUUUCGUGGCUCUGAAGUUGGUAAAGAGUGCUCCAACCUUCACAGAGACCGCUUUGGAUGAGAUCACGCUUCUGAAAUGUGUAAGGGACAGUGAUCCAUCUGACCCUAAACGUGACACUGUUGUGCAACUUAUUGAUGACUUCAAAGUCUCUGGAGUCAAUGGGGAGCAUGUAUGCAUGGUUCUUGAAGUGCUGGGUCACCAGCUGCUGAAGUGGAUCAUCAAAUCCAACUACACUGGCCUUCCCCUGCCCUGCGUUAAGAGCAUCCUUAGACAGGUUCUUCAGGGCUUAGAUUACUUGCACACUAAAUGCAAGAUUAUCCACACAGACAUCAAGCCAGAGAACAUCCUUUUGAGAGUGGAUGAGGUUUACGUCCAGGAGCUGGCAGCUGACACCAAACUAUGGGAGCUGCCAGUGUCUCCUGCUCCCACAAGCUGUUCAGCAAACACCAGUCUAAGAGAGAAGCAGAUUGUGUCAAACUUGAUGGGGAAGUUGACGGUGGCUUUCCAGGCUCUUGGGGUUUGGACUGGGAAGGUCUCCAGGAUCCCGAGGGCCAGGUUGUCGAGGAAGGAGAAGAAACAACAACAGCAGAAGGGCGAGGACACUUUAGUUGGCCGUCAGAAGAGGGAGAAACAUGUGUCAUUCUCUAAUAUCACCACUCCCUGUAGCACCCCUAAUUCUACUUCGUCCCCUAAGCCUUCAGGUCCUGUGUAUACUACUUGGAGACGGACCCUGCUGCAUGAAGAAGCAAUGGGCUCUGACAGCAAGGAGUCGGCCUCAUCACCUAUGGAAGAUGCACUAUCAUUGACUACAAUUUCUCACUGCUCUAGACAAUCUAUAGUGUUACAUCAUUCUACCCAGAGAGACAACCAGCCCUCAUCACCAUCACAUGGGUUAAGUGAAACAGAUCUGUUGGUGAAUCUUCUGAAGCCACAGAAUGCUGAUAAAAUCAGCAUCAAGAUUGCAGAUCUGGGAAACGCCUGCUGGGUGUACAAACAUUUCACAGAGGACAUCCAGACCUGCCAGUACCGCUCUGUUGAGGUCCUGAUUGGGUCUGACUAUGGCACUCCUGCAGACAUCUGGAGCAUAGCCUGCAUGGCGUUUGAGCUGGCCACCGGGGAGUAUCUGUUUGAACCCCAUUCAGGGGACAACUUCUCACGAGAGGAAGAUCACAUUGCUCACAUAAUUGAGUUGCUGGGACCCCUGCCAUCCCAGUUUGCCCUCUCAGGGAGAAACUCCAAGCAAUAUUUCAAUCACAAAGGGCAGCUGCGGCGCAUCUCAAGGCUGAAACCGUGGAGUUUGUGUGAGAUCCUGCUGGAUAAGUAUGAGUGGCCGCGGGAACAGGCAGUCCAGUUCAGUGCCUUCCUCCUCACAAUGCUGGAGCCCCUCCCAGAGAAGAGAGCCACCGCUGCCCAAUGUCUAAAACACCCCUGGAUCUCCUCAUAGACACACAGUCACCACCGCUGCUCAGUGUCUAAAACCCCCCUGGAUCUCCUCAUAGACACACAGUCACCACCGCUGCUCAGUGUCUAAAACCCCCCUGGAUCUCCUCAUAGACACACAGUCACCACUGCUGCACAGUGUCUAAAACACCCCUGGAUCUCCUCAUAGACACACAGUCACCACCGCUGCUCAGUGUCUAAAAUCCCCCUGGAUCUCCUCAUAGACACACAGUCACCACCGCUGCUCAGUGUCUAAAACCCCCCUGGAUCUCUUCAUAGACACACAGUCACCACCGCUGCUCAGUGUCUAAAAUCCCCCUGGAUCUCCUCAUAGACACACAGUCACCACCGCUGCUCAGUGUCUAAAACCCCCCUGGAUCUCCUCAUAGACACACAGUCACCACUGCUGCACAGUGUCUAAACCCCCCCUGGAUCUCCUCAUAGACACACAGUCACCACCGCUGCUCAGUGUCUAAAACCCCCCUGGAUCUCCUCAUAGACAUCAUACCACUGCCCGGUGUCUAAAACCCCCCUGGAUCUCCUCUUGGACACAGAGUCACCACCGCUGCCCAAUGUCUAAAACCCCCCUGGAUCUCCUCAUGGACACAGAGUCACCACCGCUGCCUGGUGUCUGAACCCGAUCUGGAUCUCCUCAUGGAUACAGAGCAGUCUCACUGAGGCCACAGGGGUUACACAGGUGACACAGUGUCUAACAUGCUGGGAGAAGUCCCUUAAUAUGAUGUUUGAAUUGUGGGUAACGGCUGAUAUUCAGCAAGUGUUCUUUUUUCAGCUGAUUUUCUGCAAGUGUUAUUUUUCUGUUUGCUCAGGGAGAGCAUUCAACUAUCAAUAUAUUUUGUCUGAUGAUUUAAAACCUUUGAUGUGGAGAAAAUAACUUUUGUUUUGGAGCGAUAUAGCCAAAAAUAAUAAUAAUAAUAAUAAUAAUAAUAAUAAUAAUAAUAUGCCAUUUAGCAGACGCUUUUAUCCAAAGCG